AUGGUUACAGAAAUCAUUACUCGAUUGUUACUUUAUAAUGAUCAAUUGAAUUCUACCAAGCCGCAUAUUCCAGACGAUGAUUCUAGAUAUAAACCACCAUCAACUAGAGUUGCCAGUUAUCAGAUCUUUAUAGCGACUCUGUUAGGGAUAAUUGCCUUCGUAUCAUUUUCAUUCUUAAGGCGGAAAUAUCCCAAGAUCUAUGUCGCCAAUUUAAACAAUUCAAACUUUAAUUAUUUACAUUCAACUUCAAGGAAGAAUUUACCUUCCAUACCAUCGAAUUCAUUAUUUAAUUGGAUUCCAAUCGUGUUCAAUAUCAGCGAGCAACAGAUCUUAGAUCAUGCUGGAUUGGAUGCGGUUGUUUUUCUUGGAUUCUUUAAAAUGGGUAUAAGGGCUUUAGCAACUUGUGUGUUUUUAGCCAUGACUGUCAUAUCACCUAUACGGUAUAUAUAUACGGGGAAACUAGAUCAAGAUUAUCCAGAUGAUGAUGAUGACGAUGACAAUGGCGAUCUAUCAUCUGCAAAAUAUAUUGGUAACUUGAUGAUACGGCAUCUCUUCAAUAUAUCAGAUUCAAAAACUGAUGAUGAUAAUUUUCAACAUUUUUUAUGGAUUUAUACCGUAUUUACUUAUGUCUUCACCUUUAUCAUAACAUACUUUUUAUUCAAUCAAACCAUUAAAAUUAUUAACAUGAGACAAAAUCACUUAGGUAAACAAAACUCCAUCACUGAUAAAACGAUUAAAAUAUCAGGGAUUCCACCUAUUUUAAGAGAUGAAAUUGAUUUAAAAAGACAUAUUGAAAACCUCAGUAUCGGAGAAGUACACUCGAUAGUAAUUGUUAAGGAAUGGGGAUCAUUGAAUGAUUUAUUCAAAUUACGAAAGAAAAUAUUAAGUAAAUUGGAGGUUUAUUGGGUUGAAUAUUUUAAACUAAAUGGAAUAAAUAACAAAAGUGACUUAUUAUCUUCUAAUUUACAUCCUCAAUUAGGAGACCUGAUAAAUCUAAAUCAAACCAGUUCAGACUCAGACACAAACGAAUCGUACAUACCGUAUCGUGAUGAUGUUGAUGAGCAGGACUCAACAAGAUUAUCACCGCAAGCAUCAAGACACGAAUCCAUAAUUGAUCAAAUUGAAGAUUUAGUUAGCCAGUAUGGCAGCUUGAAUGCAGCCGACGAUUCAAUUGGUCAAAUGCCACUAUUAGAUGACGAACUAGCUUCUAAAAGGAGACCCAGAUGUAAAAAUGGAUGGUUGGGAGUUUUUGGAUCAGAAGUUGAUGCUAUUAAUUAUUGGUCAGAGCAACUUGAAAUUGUCGAUAAGGAGAUAUUAAGAGCAAGAACAAGAGAAUUUCCUUCCACUUCAACCGCCUUCGUGACCAUGACUUCUGUCGCCCAAGCUCAAAUGCUAGCUCAAGCUGUAUUGGAUCCAAAAAUAAAUCAUCUUAUAACCGAGCUUGCUCCGGCUCCUCAUGAUAUCAUUUGGGAUAAUUUAUGUUUAACAAGACAGGAAAGAACCACAAGGCAAUAUAUCGUUACCAUUUUUAUCGGGAUUUGUACAGUCUUAUUGGUUUAUCCAGUUCGAUAUUUGGCUAACUUUUUAAAUAUCAAGAGUAUUUCGAAGGUUAUGCCUGUCUUUGGGGAAUUUUUAAAGAAGAAUCAUACCCUUGAAACGAUUGUAACAGGAUUAUUGCCAACUUAUAUUUUCACUAUUUUUAAUAUAAUAAUCCCUUACAUCUAUAUUUGGGCUUCUGAAAAUCAAGGUUUCACGUCCCACGGUGAUGAAGAGUUAUCAUCAGUUUCGAAGAAUUUCUUCUAUAUUUUCGUUAACUUAUUUUUAAUUUUUACUGUGUUUGGUACGGCAUCGUUAAGUGAUACUCUUAAAAUAGCAUAUCAAUUAGCUCAAUCAUUAAGAGAUCUCUCUUUAUUUUAUGUUGAUUUGAUAAUCUUACAAGGGUUGGCUAUAUUCCCGUUCAAGCUUUUGUUAUUAGGGAAUUUGUUUCGAUUUUCACUUGAAUCAUUCUUUUGGUGUAAGACUCCAAGAGAUUAUUUAAAAUUAUACAAGCCUCCAAUUUUCAAUUUUGGAUUACAAUUACCUCAACCAAUUUUAAUAUUAAUCAUAACUAUAGUCUAUUCAAUAAUGUCUACAAAAAUCUUAACUGCUGGAUUGAUUUAUUUCAUUUUGGGUUACUUCGUAUGUAAAUAUCAACUUCUUUAUUCAUGUGUUCAUCCUCCUCAUUCGACAGGAAAGGUAUGGCCCCUAGUAUUUAGAAGAAUCAUGCUUGGUUUAUUGAUUUUUCAAUUAACCAUGGUUGGAACUUUACUUUUACAACUGGCCUUUUUAUGUGCUUCAUUUUUAGCACCAUUACCUAUCAUUACCUUAUUUGGUAUCUGGACAUUUCAAAAGAAUUAUAUUCCAUUAUCAUUCUUUAUUGCUUUGAGAGCAAUCGAUAACAAUCAUUUAGGUACCAGAGAUGAAGAAGAUAUAAUAGCAAGCACUCAAAGCCCCAGUUCAGUUGGCAGUAUGGAAGAUUUAACUACCACAAAGACUCUUGAUGAAAGACGUGAGUUCCAAUCUACUUAUGAAUAUCCAUUCUUGGUCGAUCCAUUAGAUGGUCCAAUUAUAGCCAUAGAUAGAAAUGAAGUGUUGAUAGUUGAUAAAGAUGGUAGUUUGGUAAGGAAACCUCAAGUUAUAGAUGAAUGGGAUUAA
Scheffersomyces coipomensis is the source of this 2694-nucleotide messenger RNA. RefSeq lists its product as uncharacterized. Gene Ontology annotation, cellular component: plasma membrane. The transcript has a single exon. The record is from RefSeq and is a predicted model, not a curated record. Lineage: Eukaryota; Fungi; Ascomycota; Pichiomycetes; Serinales; Debaryomycetaceae. Bases 1 to 2694 code for a protein of 897 amino acids. Gene Ontology annotation, molecular function: calcium-activated cation channel activity.